UAGCAGAAAAACUCACUUACAAAUAUCAAGCAAUAGCCAAUAAGGGGUAAUAAAAUCCCCUUUUUUCUGCGUAAGAACCUGUUUCUUGCAAACUUCUUUUAUUUGUAUUGAAUGUUUGUCUUUGUUUGUGCUAAUGACCCCACAACUCAUCAUUUAUCAACAUUUCCCAAACUUCUCUUCUCUCUUUCUCUCUCAGCCCCACAUUUCUGUGCCCAACACAAAAAGUUUCUGUAUGAACACCUUCCCAUUUAAUUUUAAUCAAGUUUCCAAUUUUUUUUUUUUUGUCAAGUUCUGCACUAAAGUACAAGUUUCUUUAUUGAUUUAAAAAAUUGGGUUGGAUUGUCUCUUCUUCUUCUUCAACUUCCUUGAAUUUUACUAAUCUGGGGGUCAUUUUCUUGAGUUUUGUAUUAUUUUGCUUCCAAAGAUAUAAUUUUUUUGUACUAAAAAACAGAGAUGAGUGGAAACCCAUGUCCAAGAUUCUUUAACUCAAUGACCCAUUUCAAUUUUUUCAAGAAAUUCAAGCGUUUGAAGCCUCAUGAGCCAUCAGUGGCAGUUGUUAGCUUCUUGUUUUUAAGUUUUUGCUUAUGCUUGUUUUUCUUCUUGUUGGAUUAUAGAACAGUGGACAACAACACUGGUUCUCACUUGCGUGGGCCUUCUUUUUUUGUUACCUGGUUUGGUCUUAAUGACUCUUCUUUAGUAAAAAAUACAAGUAGCAGAUCAAAUAAUGAAAAAGUGGGGUUUCUUGAAAAUGAUUGUGAUAUAUUUGAUGGUAAUUGGUUGUGGGAUGAGAGUUAUCCACUUUAUCAAUCAAAAGAUUGUAUGUUCUUGGAUGAAGGAUUUCGUUGUUCUGAGAAUGGUAGGCCUGAUAAUUUCUACACCAAAUGGCGUUGGCAGCCUAAAGAUUGCAACUUGCCCAGAUUUGAUGCAAAACAUAUGCUAGAAAAGCUGAGGAACCAGCGUGUAGUGUUUGUUGGUGAUUCAAUAGGGAGAAACCAGUGGGAGUCUCUUCUCUGCUUGUUGUCUUCUGCAGUUUCUGAUAAAAGCUCUAUAUAUGAAGUUAAUGGUAGUCCAAUCACAAAGCACACUGGUUCUUUAAUUUUUAAGUUCAAGGAUUACAACUGCACCGUUGAGUACUACCGAGCACCAUUCUUAGUGCUGCAGAGUCGUCCGCCUGCUCGGGCUCCUGGAAAUGUUAAAAUGACCUUGAAGUUGGAUCAGAUGGAUUGGAGUUCUGCUAAGUGGAAAGGUGCAGAUUUAUUGGUUUUCAACAGUGGUCACUGGUGGAAUAAUGAGAAAACCAUUAGAGGGGGAUGCUACUUCCAAGAAGGCGGAAAGAUCAACAUGACGAUGGAUGUGGAGACAGCAUUUCAGAAGUCAAUUGUAACAUUGGUUGAUUGGAUAGGUCGUGAAGUGAACAUGUUCAAGACUAAAAUCUUCUUUCGUACUUAUUCUCCUGUACACUUCAGAGGUGGAGAUUGGAAGACCGGCGGUAGCUGUCACCUGGAAACAUUACCUGACUUAGGAUCACCCGAAGAAUCAUUAAGGAACUCAUUUGAAUAUAUGACGGUCAUUCAUGUCCUAUCUCAGCUCUCUAACAAAUCAAAGGCUUGGAAUAUGAGUUUACUGAAUGUAACAGGACUGACAUCUAGGAGAAAAGAUGGCCACUUGUCUUUGUAUUAUUUAGGCCCUAAGGUGGGACCAGUUUCUCCCCACAAGCAAGACUGCAGCCACUGGUGUCUCCCCGGUGUUCCUGAUUCAUGGAACGAGCUUCUGUAUGCAAUCCUCCUCAAACAGGAGUUAGCUCAGGGAAAAAUCUCCGAAUCCACUUCUCAAUCCUCGGAAUGACAGCAGAGAGGUCAUCUCAACUAUGUCAACAUGUUUCCUCCAGCAUAGCAGCUUAUCAUAACCAUUCGAAGUUCUACCUUGGAGAGUUUCAAUGAAUGUGCCCUUCUUCGAGAUCAAUUUGAAAGUACAAAAAGGACAUCCUCACAUUUAGCUGAUGAGAUACUUCCUAGAUUUCAGUUUCAGGUGCAUUUAUCAUAAAGUCGAUCAGCACUCAGGUGUGAAAUUUAGGUCUUCAGUUCACGAUUAUGUAAGUGUAAAGAGCAUCGUGAACUUUAUAGAUAUAGAGACAUUAUCCAGUAUGACAAAUUCAGUGUGUAAAUACUGAUCCUUAUAGAUAGUACAGAACAAUAACUAUGCCUUUAUCCCAAUCAAGUUGGAGUCGGCUCUAUGAAGGAUGAGGAAAAAUAUUGCGACGAUGCUAGCCAUUUCUUCACCAUGUAAAAUGUUUAUUCCAAUUGCAAUGAUAAUUGUAUAGCCAAAAGUGGAACAGGUGUUAAGAGUUGGUUUUUCAAUUGGUUAAAUAUUCAUGAACAAAGAAAAUA
Messenger RNA from Solanum dulcamara, 2387 nucleotides. RefSeq names its product protein trichome birefringence-like 10. The record is from RefSeq and is a predicted model, not a curated record. Gene Ontology annotation, cellular component: Golgi apparatus. NCBI's taxonomy places the organism in Eukaryota, Viridiplantae, Streptophyta, Magnoliopsida, Solanales, Solanaceae. Bases 454 to 1845 code for a protein of 463 amino acids. The transcript is spliced from 4 exons. Gene Ontology annotation, molecular function: O-acetyltransferase activity.